UGCCAAAUAAAAUCGGGGCGUGGUGUUAGGGUUUAGGGGCGAACAAUGGCAGCGGCGGUGGACAUGGCGGUGCAGAAGAAGCCCCAGUCGGCGGUGUGGACGACCGUGAAGCCGUUUGUGAAUGGGGGCCUGGCCGGCAUGGGUGCCACUUGCGUCAUCCAGCCCAUUGACAUGAUCAAGGUCAGAAUUCAGCUGGGCGACGGCAGUGCGAUGCAGGUUGCCAAGAGCUUGUAUGCCCGGGAGGGGCUGGGUGCGUUUUACAAGGGCCUCUCGGCGGGCUUGCUGCGGCAGGCGACAUACACGACGGCGCGGCUGGGAUCCUUCAGAGUGCUGACGAACAAGGCCACCGCCGCCAACGACGGCAAGCCCCUGCCGCUCUACCAAAAGGCCUUUUGCGGGUUGACGGCGGGCGCCAUUGGUGCGUGCGUGGGGAGCCCCGCAGACUUGGCCCUCAUCCGGAUGCAGGCGGACUCCACCCUGCCGGAAGCGCAGCGGCGCCACUACAAGAACGCGUUCCACGCGCUGACGCGGAUUGGCAAAGACGAGGGCGUGCUGGCGCUGUGGAAGGGAGCCGGACCCACGGUUGUGAGGGCCAUGGCGCUCAACAUGGGAAUGCUGGCAUCUUACGACCAGAGCGUCGAAGUGUUCAAGGCGUUCCACUUCUCCGAGAUUCCCACAGUGAUAGGCGCGAGUGCAGUGUCGGGUUUCUUUGCUUCUGCAUGCAGCCUACCCUUCGACUACGUUAAGACGCAAAUACAAAAGAUGCAGCCGGGGCCUGAUGGCAAGUACCCCUUCUCGGGCUCUUUGGAUUGCGCCGUCCAGACGUUCAAAAAGCACGGGCCUCUCAAGUUUUACACGGGCUUUGGAACGUAUUGCGUGAGGAUCGCGCCCCAUGUCAUGAUGACAUGGAUAUUCCUCAACCAGAUACAAAAGUUAGAGACUCGCGUGGGCCUGUGAUUCUUUUCUUUCGUUUUUUGGUGCAAGUUCGCAAUUCCUGACAACGAAUGCAAGGCAACACCGCGGGUGCAGAGGGGGUUUACCAUAAGUCUGUAGUUGUUCCCAGGACGAAUUUUAUCUUGAUUUUAGAAGAGAAUAAGACUUCGAUUAAUAUGACAUGACAUGGCAGC
Molecule: messenger RNA, 1127 nt
Organism: Selaginella moellendorffii
Lineage: Eukaryota; Viridiplantae; Streptophyta; Lycopodiopsida; Selaginellales; Selaginellaceae
Product: mitochondrial dicarboxylate/tricarboxylate transporter DTC
Exons: 6
Coding region: 46-957 (303 amino acids)
Molecular function (GO): oxoglutarate:malate antiporter activity
Source: RefSeq, a predicted model, not a curated record